UGAUUUAGAUAUUUGAGUGUCUUGAGGAAUUUUCUUCUAAGAUCGAAUACUAUUCAUAGGGCUGAAAGUAAUUAGAAUGAGGAUCUCUACCGCAAUCUUGGCCCUGCUGCCUUCAUUGGGCGUCGUGUCCGGGUAUGCCAAUCCUGGCGCGUGCUCGGGUACCUGCACCAACACGCAUGAUCCAUCUAUCAUCCGACGAUCGGAUGGCACAUACUUCCGUUUCUCUACGGGCGGAAAGAUCGCAGUUCACACCGCUCCGGAUAUCACGGGCCCGUGGACGUACCAAGGCGCGGCGCUCCCUUCGGGAUCAAAAAUCAACCUUGCCGGAAAUCAGGAUCUUUGGGCGCCCGAUGUUUCCCUAGUGGGUAGCACAUAUUAUCUCUACUAUUCCGUCAGCACGUUUGGCGUCCAAGACUCUGCCAUUGGAGUCGCAACAUCCUCCAGUUUAGAUGUGGGCACCUGGACGGACCUGGGAUCUACCGGCAUUCAAUCGGCAUCUGGCAAACCGUACAAUGCGAUCGACCCCAAUCUAAUCAACGCUAGCGGCACCUACCUCAUUACCUUUGGUAGCUUCUGGCAGGAUAUCUACCAAGUGGCGAUGGCCAGCACACCCAGCACCUUAGCAAGCGGUGCUUCCACUUACCAAGUCGCUUACGAUCCUAUCAAAACCGACGAGGAGGGCUCUUUCGUAUUCAAGAAUGGGAACUAUUAUUACCUGUUUUUCAGCAAAGGCCAGUGCUGCGGCUACGAUACAAGCAAACCAGCGGCGGGUGGCGAGUAUAAGAUCAUGGUCUGUCGAUCUACCUCUGCGACUGGAGGGUAUGUGGAUUCCACUGGCACGGCUUGCACUAACAGUGGCGGAACGGUGGUUCUUGAGUCUCAUGGAACUGUCUAUGGACCCGGAGGACAAGGAGUAUACAAUGAUCCCACACAUGGGCCUAUUCUCUACUAUCAUUACGUCGAUACUACUAUUGGUUAUGCGGAUGCUCAGAAGCAGUUCGGAUGGAACACCAUCGACUUCUCAAGUGGUUGGCCAGUAGUCUAAUGUCGAAGUGCCUUGAGACCACUAACCUAGGUUAAUUUCUUUUCGUGUCGCAUCCCCCCUACUUACCUACUAAGGUACCUACUUUGGUAGGUAUUCGCACUUGUAGGUCCUGCAUUAAAUUUUC
Molecule: messenger RNA, 1169 nt
Organism: Annulohypoxylon truncatum
Lineage: Eukaryota; Fungi; Ascomycota; Sordariomycetes; Xylariales; Hypoxylaceae
Product: glycoside hydrolase family 43 protein
Exons: 3
Coding region: 77-1045 (322 amino acids)
Biological process (GO): carbohydrate metabolic process
Molecular function (GO): arabinan endo-1,5-alpha-L-arabinosidase activity
Source: RefSeq, a predicted model, not a curated record